AUUUUAUCCACUCGUUUAUUUUGUACAUCGAUCUGAUCUACAACAUAGUCCAAUGUAUCAAAUCCUUUAUUAUUUUCUACCGUUAUCAUAUUGACAAUGCUGGAAUGAAAAUUGAUCUAUGCAAUCAUCCUACAUUGUUGUCGCAUAUCAUAUUAUCAGUUAAAAUAAGCAUUUGGAAAUGUAAAUCAAGUCACGAAGUCGUCAACCGUAGUAUCAAUGAUAAAAUAGAAUUAAAACGUGAAUUGGGUUUAUGGAGUGGUGUUUCUAUUACCAUUGGUACAAUCAUUGGAUCCGGUGUAUUUGUUACACCAAAAGGUGUAUUAGAGAAUAGUGGCCAAAGUCCUGGUAUCUCUAUCAUAAUAUGGAUUUUAUGUGGUAUCAUCUCAUUAUUGGGUUCAUUAUGUUAUGCUGAACUUGGUACGACGAUAACUCAUAGCGGUGGUGAUUAUAUGUACAUUAAAAAAGCAUUUGGUAAUUUACCGGCAUUUCUACAAUUAUGGGUGAAUCUUGUGGUAAUUCGACCAACAUCCACUGCAAUUUGUGCUUUCAGUUUUGCAUAUUACGCUCUCUAUCCAAUUUAUUCAAAAUGUGAUCCACCACAUCUACUUAUUCUUAGUUUUUCAAUUUUAUCUAUAACAUUCCUGACAUGGAUAAAUAUUAUGAAAGUUCGUUGGGCUACAAGAAUUCAGAAUUUAUUUACAGCAGCUAAAUUAUUAGCAUUAAUUGUCAUUAUUCUAUCUGGUUUAUAUGUUGUAUGUCAAGGUAGGCUAGAAAACCUUGAAGAAUUUUGGCAACCUACUCGGCCGAUUAAUCCAUCACGUAUUGCUCUAGCUUUUUAUUCUGGUUUAUUUGCUUAUGCUGGCUGGAAUUUUUUAAAUAUUAUUACGGAAGAACUACAAGAUCCUGAACAAAAUUUACCACGAUCUAUUUAUAUUAGUAUUACAAUAGUGACAUUUGUUUAUGUAUUAACAAAUAUGGCAUAUUUCAUUGUACUUCUACCGUAUGAAAUUAUUCAAUCGAAUGCAGUAGCUGUGACAUUUGCUGAUCGUUUAUACGGAAAGUUCUCAUGGAUAAUGUCAAUAUUCAUUUCAUUAUCAUGUUUUGGUGGUUUAAACGGAAUUUUAUUCACAUCAGGCAGAUUGAAUUUCGUUGCAGCUAGAGAAGGUCAAUUGCCUACAUUGUUAGCAACAAUACAUGUUGAACACUUAACACCAGUACCAGCUAUAUUAUUAAAUUGUAUUUUAAGUUUAAUAAUGCUUAUUGUAUCAGAUUUAUUUACAUUGAUUAAUUAUGUAUCAUUUGUUCAAUGGUUAUCUGUUGCUGCUAGUAUAUUUGCAAUGUUAUAUCUUCGUCGUAGUCAACCUGAUAUUCCCAGACCUAUUCGUCUACCAUUAAUAAUUCCUAUUACAUUCUUAAUUGUUUGUAGUUUCUUGUUAAUUCUUCCAAUAUUUCAUAGACCGAAUGAAUUAUUUAUUGGUAUGAUUAUAGUUUUAUCUGGUAUACCAAUUUAUUUACUUGGUAUAGGAUGGAAACAGAAAUCAAAUUUAUUUAUACAAAAAUAUAAUUAUAUUACUAUUCAAUGUCAGAAAUCAAUGCAUGUAGUUUACCCGGAAUAACACUACACUGAAUUGUGUAGAUGUAUGCAUUAUUACAGAAAGAAAAAAAAAUCAAAACACAAUACAAUCGCAUUACUUACUACAAUUCAAUAGUUCAAAUGAAAUGAAGUAAAAUGUAAUGUUCUCCACUUCUAUUACUAUUAUUACUACUCCUACUACUAAUACUAUUAUUCACACUGUCACUACUCACACUAUAUAUACUCACAUUAUAUAUAAUUUUAGUGGAGGAUUAUCGAAUAUUCAAGAAAAUAAAUCAGUAAUUCUUGUACUCUAUUUGUUCAUUUCCUAUUAUUGAGUUUAAGGUUUACAAUGAAUUUAUUGAUCUAGUUGUUUUUAAGGAG
Molecule: messenger RNA, 1957 nt
Organism: Schistosoma bovis
Lineage: Eukaryota; Metazoa; Platyhelminthes; Trematoda; Strigeidida; Schistosomatidae
Source: the annotation of a GenBank genome assembly